Molecule: messenger RNA, 4635 nt
Organism: Oryzias melastigma (Indian medaka)
Lineage: Eukaryota; Metazoa; Chordata; Actinopteri; Beloniformes; Adrianichthyidae
Product: retinoic acid-induced protein 2
Exons: 2
Coding region: 1991-3589 (532 amino acids)
Biological process (GO): animal organ development
Cellular component (GO): nucleus
Source: RefSeq, a predicted model, not a curated record
AUGUUUAAUUUAAAAUGUGUGCAUUAUGGAUGUAAAGAAACAUUUCACAAAAACAACUGAAGUUAAUGAAUCUCCUUUCAUUUCAAGCUCACAUGUUCCAUGUAGUGAAGGUAGGUGAAGGCUAACCUUUAAAAAAAAAACAUGAAAGUCAGGAUUUUCUGAGCUGCAAACAUCAUCCUGACUGUGAUGAGAAUAAUCCCAAACAGAUAUGAAAUAUCUUUAUAAUCUAGAUUCUUCCCUUCAGUUGUUGUGCAGCAGCUGUCAGAUCAUUUAAACCCUGAAUUGAGAACAGCACAUUCAGCCUUGAGCUCGCUGGAUUUGAUUCUGUCAGGGACACUGAGGGAGGAGGGGGGAGGUAACCACACCAACGUUACAAUCAAACCAUCGGGGUAUAAUGCAAGGCUCAUUAUAUAGCUUGAAACAGCAUCCCUGAGGGACAAUGAGAGGCCCCGGGCCCCCGAGGCUGAGCCCGAGGCUGCCUGGGGCUGAUACAGAGACCCUGGGGACUCUGCUCGGCUGGGCCUGUCACCCUCCUUAGCUGCCAAAUUCAAUUCUCCUCUGCUUUCUUCAUCCGCCAGCAAGACCAGCCAGGAAUCUCCAAAGAAGCAAGCAGCAGAAGUCAAAUCUCCACAUCCAGAUUCCCUCUUCUCAUUCAGCCCCGCCCACAUUGCUCUGAUUAUCAUUGUGGCUUUAUUUAAGACUGAACGCUUUGUUUACAAUUUUGGAAAUUUCGAUCUCAAAACUGUGACUUUUGUUCUCAAUGUGGCGGCACAAAAAUCACUUCAUAAAAUACUGUAUAAUUGCUUUUAGAAGCACACCAAAAUCCGUUAAGUUAAUUCCUUUUCUUAACCCCUUGACACCUACAUUUAUUUCUAUCUAUUUAAAAAUAUCAAAUGUUUUUGUUUUCAUGUAGAUGCUAAAUUAAGGGAAUUUUUUAGUAAAAGUAUUUUUAAUGAAUAUUUGCAUUAGGCAUCAAGGGGUUAUUCUACAUUGAGAUUGAUAAACCUAAUUUUAACAUAAAAUGUGACAAAAAUGCGUAAUAAAUCAGCUAAAAUUCAGCUUUCUUUUAAUAGAAACCUGGACCGGUUGUAUUUUUUUGUUUUUAUCAAAAUGUUGGAUGUUCUAUGAAAAAAAAUAUAAAAGUUAGUUAAGAUUAAAAAAAAGAGAAAAAAAAUGUUUUUUUUUCAGAAUAUAAUAAGUGUUUGCAAGCCUUAUCAUUUUGUCAGCAUAAAUCCAAUAUUGAGCACGUAAACCUUCCAAAAACCUUCCUAAAUCCAGUUUUUAAUUUUAAUAGAGCAGAAAUUGUCAAAAAAUUCCACAGUUUGAUACAUUAAAUAGUGGAUUUGUCCGAAAUUUUACAAUUUAACCAAUCAAAUUAUGUAGUUUUUGACAAUUCCACAUUUUAGUGGAUUAAAAAUGUUACUAACUACUUGAAAACGUAUUAAUUUAUUCUUACUCAAGUAAAUAUUUGGUCCUUAAAAACCACUUUUUCUUUUACUUAUGUACGGAAGAUAUUCUUACAAUUUUACAAGAAAAAAAAAUAUUCAUAAGUGUGUCCUCUUUCGGCUUCCAUACCUUUAAACUGAGUAAAUACAAGUAAAAUAUAAUUCCCCGUUCGGCGCAAAUAAUCUAUUACAAGCUCAAGCACGAAUAUACAAAAUAAUGUUAAAAUAUAUCUGUAUCAAAUAAUAAAACCAUAAAAAUAUGUUAUUAUUUGUUGAAUUCUUGCUUUUAUCUCCGCCGUGUCUCUUUGUGGAGGAGGAGAGUCCCGCUGACGGAGCUGCGUGCGCAGCUUCGCUCCGAGCAGCUUCGACCGGACCGCAAUGAGGAGAUAAAUAGCGACGGUAUCGGUUUAUUUCUUUUCUCCUCUGGUUUCGGUUUCUUCCGGUGGGAAGGCGGCUUCUAUUGGCGAGGGGGCCUAACAGCAGGAGUGAUGGGUCAGAGGUCGCUCUAAAACCUGAGGACCUGUAUUUCUUCGAUGGUUUAAAUCAUGGACGGCGGGGACGACGCUCUGAACACGCCGCUGGCUGCUGCUUGCGGCGGCGAGGAGGCCGGGGAGGCGCUCAGUAAAGCGGAGAACGGAGGAAACCCACUGGCAGCUGAUUCUUUCGACGACGGCAUAAGCAAAGCUGGCAACACCGCCGAUAACCCGACGCCGUCAGCUGGAAGCCCCAACCAAGAACCGCCAGGAGGGGUGGCGCUCAAAGUGGCGACGACCGUCAUCCAUCCCGUGUGUUUGGGAGACAGUCAGCUGAUGCUGCCCAUCCACCUCCAGAUGGCCGGAGCGUCGGCGCCUCCGCUCGGCCAGGUGGGGGCAGCACCCUACCUGAUAACAAGCCAAAGCCCGGUUUCACUGCCGCUGGUUCUGGACCAGCAGGUCAUCCAGCACAUUAGUCACUCUGUGAUCCCUCAGAGUACCGGCUGCACGCAGCUGCCGCUCCAGAACAACCUGCUGUGUCAGAACCCUUUAACUUUCGGCCUGCCUGCAGCCGUCGACCCGAAGGCGGCGGGGCAGGCUCAGGACGCCAACCUUCUGUCUCUGCUGCAGAACCCGGCUUUUGCCGCCAUCAUCCAGGACCUCUUCCCGCCACAGCCCGGUUCGUCCACCUGUCAGUCGCCAGGCUCCUCCUUCUUCCCCCUCCCUCCCUCCUACCCCCCUGCCUUGGCCCCUCUGGUCCCGCCAGCCACACUCCUCGUGCCGUACCCUGUCAUCAUCCCUCUGCCGGUGCCUCUGCCCGUCCCCCUGCCCAUCCCCAUCCCCGUCCCGCAGGCGGAGGACACAAAGGGGAGUGUGCCAAAACCUGUUUGCACUGUGAACAAAAGCACCCAGACGUCCACCAAAGAUGCUAGCUCUCCUCCUCCGCCCUCACGGAAAUGCCCGCCGUCCUUCCAGACGCAGAGCGCCGCCGUCGCCUCCACUCAGGAGGAGGGUCAGGUUCUGGACCUCUCUGUCAGGCCGUGCCCCAUUGAACCAAAACAGGAGUACCCCAGUCCUCAGCAGGAGAGCGUUCUGGACCUGUCAGUGCCAGGCCUGAGGAAAAAGUCUCCUCUAGCGGACAGACAGGUGGGGUUACAGGCGGGGCCGGACCCACGAGCAGCUGCCCUGGCUCUGGGGGUGGAAUGCUCCCAGAGUUUAGACUCCAAGCUGCUGGGGAGCCUGGCCUCGCUGGAGUUCAGCCGGCAGCACAAGUGGGUGGUAGACACCAGCGCCUCCGGGUCCAGCUCCUUGGCCCAGGAGGCUUCUCUAAGCGGAGCCGGGAACCUGGAGAUCGUCAGCGCCUCGCAGACGGCCAAGGUCAUCGUCUCUGUAAAGGACGCCAUCCCCGCCAUCCUCUGCGGGAAGAUCAAAGGCCUGUCAGGAGUCUCCACCAAAAACUUCUCCAUCAAGCGGGACGGCAGCCAGGGCCCGUCGCUGCAGCAGCUCUACGGCAUGCCGUCAGGGUCCCACAGGGAGCAGCAGGACCCAAACAACCCGCAUAAGAAGGUUUCUAAAAGUCGAGCUAUCAAACUGAAGAAGGUCAGCUCGCAGGAGAUCCACUUCCUUCCUAUCAAGAAGCAGAGACUGGCAGCUCUGCUGCCGAGAAAGUGAGACACUUCUCAACACAUGGAGGCCUCUGAUCUAAACACGUCCUGGCUCACAGCCAGACUGUAGAACCAUGAAGGUUCUGGACCAGCAUGGCAGCAUCUACGGUCCGUUCAGUCGGAGUACAAACACAGGUCCUUCCCCUGAGCCCCUUCCAGCUACAUGAACUCCACUGGAACCCUAAAAUCCUAAAAAUGAGAAUCCCUCUGUCCUGAUUGGUUGCAUGACUCAGCAAAGCAAAAGCUGCAGCGUCAUCAAUAAACGUUGCUGCUGGCGCCCUCGGCUGCUUCCUGUCUCAUCAGGUGAAUCCACGAUUGGAAAAUGAAGGGAGCUGCUGUGCUGAAGAACUUCCUCUGCUUUAUUGGGGGAAAAAAAAUCUGUUUUGUGUUUGAUUAGUCAGUUAGUAGAGUCCGUGUUGAUCAGACUCCGCCCAUUCCUGGAAGGCGGUCGUGGUUUCGUGUCUGUUCUGUUGAGCACUGAGUAUUGUUGUUAUUUAAUCCCAUCGAGCGCACUUUUGUCUGUCCCAGAGUUUCCAUGCCUGCUCCGGCCCCUCUGAGUGCAGCCGUUGUGUAAAUCUGAGAGCUGCAGGCCAAUAACUAACAGCAGCCACAUGCAGGCCGUCCCGAUCAACAGAUGGAAAAUACUUACAAAGGUCAACCCGGUUUCCACUCCUUUCUGUGUGUUCUUAAGCAAUCCCAGAACAUCCUGCUGUAGCGUGUCGCUCUGAUUUGGACUGAAGCUCCUCUAAUUUAUUUAUGUUGAUGUUUUGGUCAGAGUGGCUGGAUGUGAGGACGGCUUCCUCGUGUCCGUCUCCUGACAGACGUUUACACCGACGCGCCGCCGAUAAAUCACCUGUUGAAAUGUGCUGCUGCUCGUCGGAUAUUUGCUUACCGUGCUGUGUGUGUUUUUUACAUGGAGGUGACUUUAAAUCUCUCUCAGCCUCUUUUUGAUGGUGUUUUUUGGAAACUUGUUUAAAUGGGAGGGUUUGAAAUCCCUCGGUGAAGCAGAUGAAUCUUUACACUCAUGCUUUGCAUUAAAAUGAUUCGACCUCA